AUGAUAGACAGUGUCGUUAGCUCCAUCGACCCAGACGUUAUGCUACUACAAGAAACCAAAAACAGCAUCAUCGGUCCAAAUAAAAUCAGAAGUCUUGAUACGUACAACAGUGUACACGCUGGAGACAAGGAAGAAGCCCAGGUUUUCUUUAAAAAGAACGGCAUAUUCGAGAUAGUAUCCCAAUCCCCAGUGAAUAAGAAGCUAGAUAAUAUUCUGGAAGAGAUGUUCCCUAAAGAUGAAACUCCCCAACUGAGAGGUGGAUCAGUGCCAGCGAAAGUGUUAAGGGAUCGUAUUUGUGUUGUUCAUCUUCGACACAAACGUACAAACCGUGAUAUGAUUUUCAUAUCUUACCACAACAUCCGAAAGGGUGGAGGUGAAGGAGCUGUCAAGAAGAAGGCCAGCGAAUUUUGCCAAAUCGUAGCAAAACUACACGAGUCUUCCAAAUUCUGUGUCAUAGCUGGGGUGGACAUCAACUGCUGUAAUUUCGUUUCUACCGAUGUCACAGUUCCCUCAUAUGAACCAACCCCGAGGAGGAAAACAACAUCCAAAGUCGACUACUUUAUCUUAAAAAAUCCUCCUGGCCUUCCUGUGGAUUGUGUUGUGAAAGCUUUCGAUCUCUUUCCAGAGAACAAGGAGGCGCCAUUCUACAACAAACUCCAAAGCCUUUUGUUACUUCACUCUAAGGAAGAGUAUGACAAAGCAACUGAUCAUGAUCCGUUAACGCUUUCCUAUUAA
Molecule: messenger RNA, 735 nt
Organism: Porites evermanni
Lineage: Eukaryota; Metazoa; Cnidaria; Anthozoa; Scleractinia; Poritidae
Source: the annotation of a GenBank genome assembly